Molecule: messenger RNA, 2791 nt
Organism: Capsella rubella
Lineage: Eukaryota; Viridiplantae; Streptophyta; Magnoliopsida; Brassicales; Brassicaceae
Product: ATPase 3, plasma membrane-type
Exons: 14
Coding region: 45-2711 (888 amino acids)
Biological process (GO): proton export across plasma membrane; regulation of intracellular pH
Cellular component (GO): plasma membrane
Molecular function (GO): ATP hydrolysis activity; ATP binding; P-type proton-exporting transporter activity
Source: RefSeq, a predicted model, not a curated record
GUAUUUUACUUACCUCCUCUUUUACUUCGAAGAAGAGAGUAAAGAUGGCGACUCAUGAUUCUCUCGAGGAUCUUCUUAUUGCUGAUUUGGAGCAUAUCCCAAUUGAAGAUGUUUUCAAGCAUUUGGAAUGCAGCAGAGAAGGUUUAUCUGAAGCAGAAGUAGAAAAAAGACUCGAGAUCUUUGGACCAAACAAAAUCGAGGACAACAAUGAAAGCAAAGUGGACAGGUUCUUUGGUUUAAUGACUAAGCCUUUAUCUCUAGUCAUGGAAUCAGCUGCAAUCAUGGCUAUUGCGUUGGCUAUCGGUGGAGGAGGGUCAUCGGGUUGGCUAUUAUUUGUUGGUGUUGUAUGUUUUUUGCUGUACAACACAAUACAGUUCUAUCUCGAAGAAGCCAAUGUUGAGAAUCUGGCUGCUUCUUUAAUGGCUUGUCUUUCUCCCAGAGCAAAGGUUCUAAGAGAUGGAGAAUGGUCAGAGCAAGAAGCUUCAGUUCUUGUUCCGGGAGAUGUUGUGAGAAUUAAGCAAGGUGACAUCAUUAGUUGCGAUGCACGUCUUCUCGAAGGAGAUGGUUUAAAAGUUGUUGUAACCGGAGAAUCCCGUCCCAUAAAAAAAGGUCCAGGAGAUGUAGUUCACUCCGGUUUUACCUGCAAGCACGGUGAGAUGGAAGCGGUUGUGAUCUCCACUGGAGUCCACACGCUUUAUGCGGGUUUUUUUUCCGACAGUACAACAAACCGAGUUGGACAUUUCCAUGAAGUUGUAGCUGAAGUUGGAAAAUUCUGCAUAAUCUCUAUAGCAAUUGGUAUUGUGAUUGAGCUCAUUGUGAUGUGCCUGAUCCAGGAAAGAACCUACAAAGACGUGCUCGACAAUCUUCUGGUUCUUUUGAUUGGUGGGAUCCCUAUUACACUGCCUUCUCUUCUAUCUAAGACAAUGAAUAAUGGGUUCCUUAGGUUAUGUAACCAAGGAACUCUCGCGAAAAGGUUGACCGCCAUUGAAAAUAUGGCCGGUAUGGAUGUUCUAUGCAGCAACAAAACCGGGACUCUGACUCUCAACAAGCUUAGUGUUGACAAGAAUCUCAUUGAGGUUUAUGCUAAAGACGUUGAUAAAGACCAAGUUUUGCUUCUCGCUGCAAGAGCUUCAAGAACAAAGGAUCAAGAUGCUUUUGAUACCGCUAUGGUUGAAAUGCUAACUGAUCCAAAAGAGGCAAGAAAUGGAAUUAUAGAAGUUCACUUCUUCCCAUUCGAUCCAGUUGCUAAGCGAACCGCUUUAACUUAUAUCGAUUGUAACGGAAACUGGCAUCGUGUAAGCAAAGGCGCUCCCGAACAGAUUCUUGAUCUCUGCAACGCAAGUGCUGAUCUGAGGAAGAAUGUCCACUCUACAAUCGGAAAGUACGCUGAGCGUGGACUCAGUUCUUUAGCUGUUGCAAGACAGAAUGUACCUGAGAAAACAAAAGAAAGCUCUGGUGAUCCAUGGGAACUUGUUGGUGUAUUGCCUUUGUUUGAUCCUCCAAGACAUGAUAGUGCAGAAGCCAUAAGAAAAGCUCUAGACCUAGGUGUCAAAGUGAAGAUGUUUACCGGUGAUCAAAUUGCUAUCGCGAAAGAGACUGGACGUAUACUUGGUAUGGGAACAAACAUAUACCCAUCCACUUCUUUACUCAAUAACCACCUUCCUGUUGAUAAGUUGAUUGAGAAUGCUGAUGGCUUUGCUGGUGCCUUACGAGAGUACAAAUACGAAGUUGUAGAAUGGUUGAAAACGAUGGGGCAUAGUUGUGGUAUCAUUGGUGAUGGAGUGAAUGACAUUCCCGCGAUGAAGAAAGCGAAUAUUGGUAUCGCUGUUGCGGGUGCUUCUGAAUCUGUACUAGCUGCUUCUGAUAUAGUUUUUACGGAGCCUGGACUCAGUGUUAUCAUCGACGCGGUUCUGAUCAGUCGAGCUACUUUGCAAAUAAUGAAAUACCACACAGUUUAUGCAGUUUCAAUGACCAUCCGUGUUGUGUUUGGGUUCAUGUUCAUCGCUUUAGUAUGGAAUUUUGACAUUUCACCACUCAUGGUUUUGGCCAUUUUACUCUUAAACGAUGGACCAUACAAUAUCCUGACUUUCUCAACUGAAAAAGUCAAGAUGCCUUCUCCUACACCAGAUAGCAGGAAACUAAACCAGAUCUUCGCAACGGGACUUGUUCUUGGAGGCUACAUGGCUUUAGUGACUGUUUUGUUCUUUUGGGGUGCAUACAAAACCGAUUUCUUCCCGAGAAUGUUCCAUGUGAGUGACUUGAGAGGCAACGAACAUGAGAUGAUGUCUGCUUUAUACUUACAAGUCAGCAUUAUGAGUCAAGCUCUCAUCUUCGUCCUUCGAUCGAGAAGCUGGUCUUUUGUGGAACGACCUAGACCGCUCUUACUUUGCUCUUUCGCCGCAACACAAUGUGUUGCAACAGUAGUUGCGGUUUACCCGAUUUGGGAAAUUGCGAGAAUGGAGGGAAUAGGAUGGGGAUGGGCUUGUAUUAUUUGGCUCUACGACAUCAUCUUCUUUCUUACGUUAGACAUAGUGAAGUUCGCAAUCCGUUACAUACUAACCGGAAAAGCCUCGCAAAAUGUCACUGGCGACAAGGUCAGCUCGAAGAUCUUCAACAACACAUCUUUCAUCUUUGAUCGGAGACUAAGUGGUAAAAAACACGGCCAUGAUUACUCACUCUUGCAACCUCUCCUUGAUGGAGAAGGAUAUUGAUUAGUUGGUUUUGGUGUAGUUUGCUUUAGUUUUUUUUUUUUUUUGAAUGUACUGAUUUUUUUUAUAUAUAUUAAAUCUCU